Messenger RNA from Dama dama (fallow deer), 3668 nucleotides. RefSeq names its product ubiquitin conjugating enzyme E2 H (gene UBE2H). The record is from RefSeq and is a predicted model, not a curated record. The coding region runs from base 1013 to 1465 and encodes 150 amino acids. Gene Ontology annotation, biological process: ubiquitin-dependent protein catabolic process; protein sumoylation; protein polyubiquitination. Gene Ontology annotation, molecular function: ubiquitin conjugating enzyme activity; SUMO conjugating enzyme activity. The transcript has 6 exons. Lineage: Eukaryota; Metazoa; Chordata; Mammalia; Artiodactyla; Cervidae. Gene Ontology annotation, cellular component: nucleus.
CACCUAAAAAUUUUAUCACUAAAGUCAUUAUUGGGUUAGACCACAAAGCACAGACAAAACAGAAAUUAGACCAGAAGCCCUAUCAUCUAGAAAUGGGUUGUUUUGGUUUCUGUAAUUGAAUCUUAGUACCUUAAAGGAAUGAGUCCCAGGACACAUAAAAUUGAUGAGGAAGAGAACACAGAAGUGCCAGUGCUCUGUGAUUCGAGCCCCUGAACACAUAAAAAAACUAGAGGCCAGUGUAAGGAGGAUAGAGGUUUGUGAGUGAGGAAAAGAGUAGCUGAAAAUAAAUACUACACACACAGUUGCUGUUUUUUUGCAUUUGGCAGUGCUACUUAUAGCACAGUUAUAUCACUAGUCAUUUCAAUUAUUCUCUAAGCCAGGGAGAAAAUUAUCAGGACUUCCUUAGAAAAUCUGUAAUUUUAGGUGCGCAUUUCCAGUUCAGGAAAAUCAGCAUUUUUCCUGAAUGCUUGAAUUUGACUAAAGGGAACACUGGAUUUAUGUUAAAGGAUCAUUGGGGAGAGGCUGGGUGGAGAGAAAACAGAGGGGAGAAAAGCUAAAAUUAAGUUCGUUUUUCAUUUACUUACAUACACAAUGCAGUCUUACACAUAUUACAUACUUAACCCAUUUAUUCUUCACAGAGGUCUGUAAAACGGUGUUUUCCUGAUUGGCCAAAAACAAAAGGCUUGAGGAGUGCGUUUACAUUUUUUUUGUCUAGGCUCAAACCCACCAAAUGACAGUCCUGGGAUUUGAACACCAAUCUCUCUGAAUCUAAAGCUCAUUCAUACUCUUUUCACAGGAGUAUAUAUUGCCUUUUAAACUACCAGAAUUAUUAUCACAGUUUAUUGGUUUCUUGUAAGGUGUUGGUAGCACUUUGAUUGGCAUGUCUUGGGGGCGCCAUCUUUAGUUCUGGGUAAUAAAGCCAGUAUAGUUUCCUUUACCUUCCACCUUAGUAUUGAGAGUAAGCAUGAGGUCACUAUCCUAGGAGGACUCAAUGAAUUUGUAGUGAAGUUUUAUGGACCACAAGGAAGUAAGUAUAUGUGUUGCACCGUAUGAAGGCGGAGUAUGGAAAGUUAGAGUGGAUCUUCCUGAUAAAUACCCUUUCAAAUCUCCUUCUAUAGGAUUCAUGAAUAAAAUUUUCCAUCCCAACAUUGAUGAAGCGUCAGGAACUGUGUGUCUAGAUGUAAUUAAUCAAACUUGGACAGCUCUCUAUGAUCUUACCAAUAUAUUUGAGUCCUUCCUGCCCCAGUUGUUGGCCUAUCCCAACCCCAUAGAUCCUCUCAAUGGUGACGCUGCAGCUAUGUACCUCCAUCGACCAGAAGAAUACAAGCAGAAAAUUAAAGAGUACAUCCAGAAAUAUGCAACGGAGGAGGCACUGAAAGAGCAGGAAGAGGGCACCGGAGACAGCUCAUCGGAGAGUUCUAUGUCUGACUUUUCGGAAGACGAGGCCCAGGAUAUGGAGUUGUAGUAGAAAAAGCACCUGCUUUUCAGAAAGACUAUUAUUUCCUAACCAUGAGAAGCAGACUAUAAUAUUCAUAUUUAAACAAAGCAAUUUUUUUUAUUACUAAACAAGGUUUUUAUGAAUAAUAGCAUUGAUAUAUAUAUAUUAUAUAUCACCCUUUAGAUCUUGAUUUCUUGGUCAUUUCUCAACCUGAGGUGCAUAGCAUAUUCCCACAUUCCAUUUUGGUAGCAAUAUGCGGUCCGAAUGCAUGCAUUGAUAAGUCCAUUUGGCCAAGUCAGCCUGUGUGCUACUGAACUGUAAAAAGGAAUAGCCGCUCUGAUAGAUAGGCCUGAGUCAAAAUAACAGGAAAAAGUCGCUUCUUUUAUUGAUGGUUCCAAAGAAACAAACCAAAACCAACCAGCUCUCGGACAUGAAGAUAGAAUAGUGCUUUUUCAAAACGGAAAGGAAAAAAUUGGGGAGGAAGAGGCCUGCUGUGGGAGCAUUCAGAGCCUGCCACGUCAGGAUCAGAGCUGCUCCUUCCUGUGCGUCCCAGGUGGCCCCACUUCUGUGGAGCAACAGUAUAAAACAGGGAGCUCUUUGGAGUAUGAAACUUAAAACGAUUUUUUUCGACUUGGAUUUUAAGUACAUUUUUAUAUGUAGAUUUCUGCCCUUCUUGCUACCAGGCCCUGCAGCCACAAGUGUUUUGUUUUGUUUGUUUGUUUUUGCUUUGGAGAACCUUUUGGAAAUGGUUUUGCUGAAUCUGAUUCUUUUUUCUUGGGGGUAGAACUUAUAUUCCAGACCAUUUUUUGAGAGGACAGGACAGGAGGAGAAAAGUGACUGGGAAGAAGCUUCCUCUCACGCGGCAGAGUCCGCCCUCAUCGUGCUGUUGGCCACUGUGAGACCGCUGCCCUGGACUGAGAGCUUUAACUUUGAGGAUGCUCGUGGGGGGUUUUGUUUCGAGGGUUUGGGUUGUUGGUGGUUGUUUGUUUUUUGUUUUUUUUUUUUAAUUUUGGUGUGUGUGCGUGUGUGUGUAUCGUGCUUAGGUUGCACAUUUAAUCUUCACCUUCCAAGAGAUGGCCUCCCCCUUGGACAGCCGCUCAGCGGACUGUUAGACUUGGGAAGAAGACCCUGCUGGCGGCUGUGCCUUCUGGGUCCUCUCACUCACGUUUUGACUGGGUUUCCUUCUGCUGGCGCCCUUGACAGCAGCCUGAGUCAUCAUCUGCCUGUGGAAAUGGGAAACGGGUAUUGUAGACCCAGCACACAUUCUAAAUUUAUAAUGAGUAAUAAUUGGAACAAAUAAAGGUUCUUGUACCCAAAGUGACUCUCCAUGGGAAAAACAGCUUUUUUUUUUUUUUUUCCUGAGUGAGACUGAAUAGGAAGAAAGGAUUCAGAAAUACGAUGUAGAACAGGUUUUGAAGGAAGAGAAUUUUCUCUCCUGUGUAUGUUAAAAGGAAAUCAGACAGUUUCAAUGCCUGCUAAUCAAAUGUUUACUCAGCUAACCAUGUGUCCAGGUUGCUGGCAGAGUUUCUUUCCGAUCUGAGUGUUGCCUGCUGAAUUUGGAGAACUUCAGACAGUAGCUCUGGGGAGUUUUGCUUUUGUUUUUUGCCACAACCAAUAGGACAAUAGCAGAAUUAGCCGAUCCUGAAAUCUCCUGAAGAUGAUUUUUGAAUGUCCUACUGGGAGAAUUUAAUCUUUCUUUUUGAUGUGUGUUUUUAGUUUAGAAGUGCUAUAUUCCACAAGAUAUGAGUCACUGAAGUUGGAAGAUACCCUGUCUUUUUUACUCAGAAAGCACAAUCACUCUUUUCUUUGAAAAUCUGUAUAAAGUACAACCUGUUUUUAGCAUGAUUAUUUUCCUAAAUAAAAAGCAAAUAAUUUACUUAUGUUAAUUACGGGCAUGAAGCAAAAGGUUUUCUUAAAAAAAAUUAAAAGUGCAGUUAAGUAGGGCUGUGGUUAGUUCAUGUACUGAGUUAUCUCUCUAGCAUUUGUGGCUUGUUGGAAGGGUAGUAUUAACUAUUUAACAUGUAAUGGUGUACUUUAACUCUUAUCUAGCACGUUGUCUUCUCAUUACUUUGGGGGAGGGAGGGUCUCUGCUGGCACUGUCUAACUUGCUUACCUGCUGAAUUAGCAGUUUGCUUGUGCUAUAACCGUAAUCUGUAGGUGCGACUUAGGGUAGGCUUAAAGUGCUGGGUGGUGAUUUGAGUUCAAACAAUAAAAAAUUGUAUUUUUUCAA